GACGAGUCAUGAUGAAGCUGCUUUUUUCAAGACAACAUCCACUCUAUCAACAACACGUAUCUUUGCUCCUCUCUCUCACCACUACUUUACAGUGCACACACCACCGCCACCACCACUCUGCGUUUGUCCGCCGAAGUAAUCACAGCCAGUGAGGUAUCUCCAGCAUGUUCCCCUGGGGUGCGGGACUGGUGGGGGCGUGGCUCCCCACCUUCCUGAUGGUUCUGUUCACCACCCUCCUCGUCCUCACCGUCUUUGGAGGGCGACCCAAGAACUUUCCACCUGGACUGAUGAUCCUGCCCGUGGUGGGUUCCCUCCUGUCCAUGCCACUGGGGCCCAGCGUGGAGAUGCUGCGUGGCCUGAGGAAGAAGUAUGGUGACAUAUCAAGCUUCGCAAUAUUCGGCACAAGGAUGGUCGUCGUGAGCGGCGUCAGUCUCAUGAAGGAGGUGUUUGCCCUCAGAAGCACGACUGAUCGCCCAGACGUUUUCUUCACCACUGUCAGGAACAGAAUCGUCACGGAAGGUCGUUCCCCAGGAAUCGGUAUCAUUGGAAGCUCCGGCCAGGUGUGGCAGGAACAGCGUCGCUUCAUGCUUCACCACCUGCGUGACUUGGGCUUCGGGAAGAGCAGCUACGAGCCCGUCAUGAUAGAGGAGAUAGCAGAGUUGAUGGACCUCAUCACUAAGGAAGAAGGGAGCCCCUUGGAAAUGCGGCGCCUCUUCAACCGGUCCGUGAUCAACAUCCUGUGGGCGAUGGUAAUGGGGCAGCGGUAUCACUACGGCGACGCUAAGCUGGAGAAGCUGAUGGUGAACUUGGGUCAGCCCGCGGAUUUCAACGCCCUCACCCCCGCCUACCACAUACCACACUUGUUCAAAUUCAUGGAGUAUCUCCCUCGACAUAGCUCUGGUUACAAGUUCAUAAGGACACUGAGUGAUUUCCUCAAGAAAGAGAUCAAAGACUUCAUGGCCGACGAAGAACUCAGGAACGGCGAUAACUUCACGGCACUUUUCCUGAAAGAGAUUGAGAAGAAAGAAAAUCCCAACUUCAACAUGGACCAGCUAGCGGGCCUGGUCUUUGACUUGUUCGUGGCUGGCAUGGAGACCACCUCCAGUACCCUCACUGCAGCUGUCAACCUGAUAAGUAAGCACCCCGAAGUGCAACGCCGCAUGCAGGAAGAGCUGGACGAGGUAGUGGGCAGGGACCGCCUCCCAACCUUUUCUGACGUGGAACGGUUGCCCUAUGUGCAGGCCACCAUUAAUGAAGUGCAGAGAGUGCUGAAUUUGAUUAAGUAUUCCCUCCCACAUCAAACCAACGAGGACUGCAAGCUUUGCGGCUACGAUAUCCCCAAAGGAACCUGGCUGCUCACCAACCUGGACGACGCUCUCAGGAACUCUGAGUACUGGAAGAACGCUACUGAGUUUGAUCCUCAGAACUUCCUUGACGAAUAUGGAAAAUACAAGAAAAACAACGCCUUCAUGCCCUUCGGAGUGGGUAAGCGUGUAUGUGCUGGCGAGCCCCUGGCCAGGCUGGAGCUCUUCCUGUUCAUCACUCACCUGUACCAGCGAUUCACCUUCACCCUGGUGGAGGAACACAAGUCUAUAGUAGAAACCAACCCAAUGUUCAACUCCCCGCCGGAGUACUCUGCCAUAGCAAAGUGCCGCCCUAUAAUACAAACCUCGACGGGAUACAACACAUGGCUGGAUUCUGAUGGAGUGAGGACUCUACACCUACUCCACAACAUGCAGUGCCUGAAGAUGCCUUCUGUGAAGGUGAAACGUUGCAAGAAGGGAGGUAAACGGGGCACCAUGCCCUUCCUCGACUUCCUCGUGAAGCAACAGCAAGUGAAGUUCAAUACAGCAGUGUACUCGUACAUCAAGCCAACUAACCCUGGGUAUUGCCUUAAUGGAAGAAGCGAAUGUCCUGACCGAUAUAAGGACUCUAGUAUCGCUGCUUACAUCCGAAGAGCACUCACACACUGCAGUACUUGGCAGCAACUACAUGAAGAAAUAGAAGGGGCAACACAAGUAUCCAUAAACAACGGCUUUAGUGAAAAGAACAUCGUCCACCAAACCAAGAUCAUCGAUAAGUGGCAUAACUCCAGCUCCUCAGAAGACUCAAGAAAGCCGAAGAUUUACAGGCCUACCAAGCAUGAAAAGGAACCAAGCACCGCCGUUACAGAGAGAGCCUACCAGCCAACCGGAACCAACCAAUCGGCGCCUCCCACCGCCACCACACGUCGGAGUCAGAGUAUUCAUACUGAACAAAUGAAGUCCAACAUAGAACAACAGAAACAAGCCCAAAAAAUGAUCGAUAAUUCUGUGAAGAGAUUUCAACCAGCCAAGGUAGGGGAAACUGUGAUGGUUCCUGUUCCAUUAGUUGACCGCGGACGUGCAGAGUUUCCUAAUGUGAAGGCAGUUGUUUUUCAGGCAUUGGACAAUGGCACAUAUAAGCUUGGUACAAAACACGGCCUGCUUAAACAAGUGUACACUCGCAACCAAUUUACUCCAUGUCUAGAAAAAUUCCUUUCUCUUGAUGAUGUUGUACAGGAGCGGGAAUCUUACCGGUCACUGAUUAACAGAGUGCGUCGUAACUACGACACAAGGCUCCACAGAGGAAUCACAACUCGCGAGUUGGGGUGUGCGGGGGGGGGGGGGGACAGUUACCAUUGUUCACACCGAUUGGUAGGUGGGGAUCAGUUCAUCAGCCAACUCUGCACGGGCUACCGGCCAGUUUGCCUGUCAAAGCUGCAUUUUUUUUUUUUUUUUUUUUUUAUGAUGAGAGGUACAGUCGAGCCUGACGGUGUGGACAAGCAGGGCUAUCAGUCUGAGAAUGGUAUGUCCAGCGUGCUCGCCUGGAAUGCGGGGCUGGUGGGGGCGUGGCUCCCCACCUUCUUGUUGGUUCUGUUCACCACCCUCCUCCUCCUCAGCGUUCUUGGAAGGCGGCCCAAGAACUUUCCUCCUGGAAUGAUGAUCCUGCCCGUGGUGGGUUCCCUCCUGUCCAUGCCGUUCGGGCCCAGCGUGGAGAUAUUGCGUGGCCUGAGGAAGAAAUACGGUGACAUAGCAAGCUUCGGAAUAUUCGGCACAAGGGUGGUACUGGUGAGCGGCGUCAGCGUCAUGAAGGAGGUGUUUGCACUCAGGAACACCACAGACCGUCCCGAAAUGAUCUUCACCACUGUCAGAAAUCGAAUCCUCACGGACGGCCGCACGACGGAGGUCGGUAUCGGUGCAGUUUCUGGCCAGUUGUGGCAGGAGCAGCGUCGUUUUCUGCUUCACCACUUGCGUGACUUGGGCUUCGGCAAGAGUAGUUACGAGCCCGUCAUGGUGGAGGAGAUCUCAGAGUUGAUGGAAUGUAUGUCGAAGGAGAAGGGUCGCCCCUUGGAAAUGAGGCGCCUGUUCAACCGCUCGGUGAUUAACAUCCUGUGGGCGAUGGUGAUGGGGAGGCGCUAUCCGUACGGCCACGUCAAGCUCAACAAACUCAUUCACUCAUUUGUUCAACCCGCGGACUUCAACAUCCUCUCUCCUGUGCAACACAUCCCACACAUCCUUAAGAUCAUGGAGUACAUCCCAACUGAGAAGGAAGGCUUAACAAAACUCAGAAACAUCCUCACCUUUGUCAAGGAGGAGAUCAAGGAGUUCAUGGCCGACGAAGAACUCAGGAACGGCGAUAACUUCACAGCACUUUACCUGAAGGAGAUUGAGAAGAAAGCGAAUCCCAACUUCAACAUGGACCAGUUGAUGGGCGUAAUUUUCGACUUGUUCGUGGCUGGCAUGGAGACCACCUCCAGCACCCUCACCACAGCUGUCAACCUGAUAGCCAAACACCCGCACGUGCAGCGCCGUGUGCAGGAAGAGCUGGAUGAAGUGGUGGGCAGGAACCGUCUCCCUUCUUUCUCUGACAUGGAACGGUUGCCUUACGUGCAGGCCACCAUUCAUGAGGUGCAGAGAGUACUCAGCCUAGCUAAGUUUGCCGUCCCGCAUAUGACCAGUGAGGACUGCAAACUUGGCGGCUACGACAUCCCCAAAGGAACCUGGCUCAUGGCGAAUCUGGACGACGCCCUCAAAAAUUCUGAGUAUUGGAAGAACGCUCGGGAGUUCGAUCCUCAAAACUUCCUUGAUGAAAAUGGGAAGUACAAGAGGAACAAUGCCUUCAUGCCCUUCGGAGUGGGUAAACGUGCGUGCGCCGGAGAGCCCCUGGCCAGGCUGGAGCUCUUCCUAUUCUUCACUCACCUGUUUCAGCGGUUCACCUUCACACUGGUGGAGGAACAAAAGCCAAUUAUAGAAACGAACCCAACUUUUAACGCUGCACCAGAAUACACUGCCAGUGUAAAGUGCCGUCCUAAAUAAGCCUUGAUGCGACCAAAGUAAGCAGGAUACCCUCAUAAAUGUAAUUGUCUUGUAAUAAGCUUGAAGAUAGACUAAGGCACAUUUAGGCAGUGUAGUUCAUUAGUAAUAAUAUAUGUUACUGAUAUCUCAUGGUUAUUUGGUAUCUAUUGAUCUUUUAUAUUUAUAUUCUGUAGUUUCGUUUACUUAUUAACUUUUGUCAAGAAAAUUAGGGUGAAUGUACUCCUAUGAAUAGAGACAAGUAAAAUAUUUUGUGUCAUCUGUAAUCAAGUAUGAAAAACUGUUACACACUAAACCAGCAUUUCAUGUGAAAUAACAUACAAUACACGAAGGUAGCUUUAGUCCCACAAAUGCCAUGCACAUCUUCCAUCCUCUCACACCCUACAAAAAAAAAAAAAAUCACAUGACACACUUUCCUUCACAGGCACGGAAUAAAUGUUUUGCCGAGUGUACUGGGAGAUACGCGUAUACAGCGUUGUUGUUCAAUCAUCAAAUCGAAAGCCAUUAAAAAAAAAAUUUUAAAAAUGACAUAGUUGUAUAUAACAACUUAUAAUUUUUAAAUAAUUAAAGCAAAGGACUACAAUAUGAGCGAGAGAGGGAGAUCAUCAUGUGCCUGAAGACUGUGAAUGUGACAGCAAUGCGGGACAGGAACAACCAACAUCCUGAGUAUCAAGUUAGGCAGGAUUCUUAUGUUCUUAUGUUCUUAAGUGGCAAGAAGUCAAUUUGCCCAAUUCCAUUUUUUAUGCUUUCUGGGAGGCCUUAAACAAAACGUGCUCCUUGAGUUGUAUGUGUCGCCGCGACGCAAGAUCGGCGUUAGCUGACUGUCAAUAGUCUUGUAUCUGUCCCUCGAGGCUUAAAAAAACCUUCCUCUGGACACACGUAAAACAUAACACCUAAA
Molecule: messenger RNA, 5232 nt
Organism: Scylla paramamosain (green mud crab)
Lineage: Eukaryota; Metazoa; Arthropoda; Malacostraca; Decapoda; Portunidae
Exons: 28
Coding region: 165-4337 (1390 amino acids)
Biological process (GO): xenobiotic metabolic process
Cellular component (GO): cytoplasm; intracellular membrane-bounded organelle
Molecular function (GO): iron ion binding; heme binding; oxidoreductase activity, acting on paired donors, with incorporation or reduction of molecular oxygen, reduced flavin or flavoprotein as one donor, and incorporation of one atom of oxygen
Source: RefSeq, a predicted model, not a curated record